Messenger RNA from Hydractinia symbiolongicarpus, 1518 nucleotides. RefSeq lists its product as uncharacterized. The coding region runs from base 1 to 1518 and encodes 505 amino acids. Gene Ontology annotation, molecular function: nucleic acid binding. The transcript has a single exon. NCBI's taxonomy places the organism in Eukaryota, Metazoa, Cnidaria, Hydrozoa, Anthoathecata, Hydractiniidae. Gene Ontology annotation, biological process: DNA integration. The record is from RefSeq and is a predicted model, not a curated record.
AUGUAUAACUUCCAAGUAAUCCACAUCCCGGGCAAGAAAAACGUAGGAGCAAACUUCAUGUCCCGGAUACCGCUUUCACCACCGUCAAACACCUCUGAUAAGAUCGAGGCUACUAUCUCGGCUUCUAUCCACCUCCGUUUCAACCAAAACAACUCGUGUUCCCUUGAGGACAUCUCACGCAAAGCAAAUGAAGACGCCGAGUACAAAGAUCUCCACCGUACAAUUCUCGAGGGAUUUCCAACCAACAAAGAAACUUUACCACAACAUAUCUUACCCUACUGGAGAUUGAAAAAUGAUUUAUAUUGUGUAGACAAUCUAAUUAUGCUUGAAGAUCGCGUCCUGAUACCACGCGCUCUUCGACGUACCCUACUAGAAGAGUUACACAUCGGACACCAAGGCGUCAGCGCAAUGAGAGAAAAUGCAAAAAGACAAUUCUUCUGGCCACAAAUGAGCUCACACAUACAAAAUCACAGGAAUCAAUGCACCCGAUGCAACCAAAUCGCUCCCUCAAAUCGCAAAGAUACACCGGAAGUCCCCGAUCCGCCGAUUUAUCCAUUCCAACAGACAGCUGCCGAUCUAUUUCACAUGGCAGGGCGUCUGUAUAUAGUCUACGCAGAUCGCUUCUCUGGUUGGCCAGAGGUAGCCUCAACCAAACCUGAUGCUACAGCUACCACGGUUGUAAACAUUUUUCGAAGAUAUUUCACAAAUUUUGGCGUCCACGAAGAACUAUCAUCAGACGGGGGUCCGCCAUUUACAUCUCACGAGUUCGAAAACUUUCUACGAUCUUGGAACGUUUCACAUCGAGUAUCAUCUGUCGGCUACCCCCAAAGCAACGGACGAGCAGAAGCCGCAGUUAAGACUAUCAAACGAAUAUUAACGACCAAUAUUAGUCAAUCUGGGUCACUGGACACCGAUAAUGUCGCCAAAGCCCUUCUCCUGUACCGAAACACUCCAUCACCAGACAUGGGAGUCUCACCUUCUGAGCUCCUAUUUGGACGCAACAUCAGAGACCAUCUUCCAGCACCAAGACGUUUCCGGAAAGAAUGGAUUGACUUAGCCGAUAUUUGCGAGAACGCUUUUACGAGAAAACACCAACAAGCUUGCACGACAUCACAACGACAACUCCCUGUUUUGAAAGUUGGAGACACUGUUUCCAUUCAGAACCAAACGGGGAACGCACUGCUUCGAUGGGAAAAGACCGGGGUAAUCAGCGAAAGUUUACCCCAUCGACAAUACCGUGUAGACAUUCUCCGACAAACAAAAGAAGAACAUCUUCCCAGUACUAACGGGACAGAUCUACCAGCAAUCAAUCAACCAGAAACAAUUCCAACUGAACAAGAGACAACUCAGGCAGACACUCCACCAUCAAUCGUCUGCCCUCCGACACCCGUCAUCCAAACGAGACGAUCAACACGCACUAGAAGACCACCAGAAAGAUUUAAAGACUAUGUUAUGAAAUACUCAUUUACACACGAAAUUACUCGUGUCCAUCAUUUAGUAUAUUUAGUUUUUGUUUAA